GCUAUUCUUAAUUCCCGUCAUUCCCUCGCUUUCUUGAAAGAACACACACACAGAUCCACACACACGCAAUACACACACAGAGACAUCAGAAUGAGUGAGUACCAGUUAGACGCUGGUCUGCUGACCGUCACGGACGUGUCCACCGUGAGCGGCCCCAUGCGCCGCGAGGAGGAACUCAUGGACUCGUGCACCAACGCCCUCAAGGCCCUUUUAGGCGAGUUUGUCGACAUGCCGACGGAGGUGAAGAAGAGCAAGUACGAGAGCGCCACCACCUUAGUGCAGCUGCCGCAGCCGGUGAUGCAGCUGCCGCGUGAGAAGGCGCCGCCGAGGCCGAAGCCGCUGACGGCGUGGCAGAAAUUUGCACUCAAGAAAGGCAUCGACAUCCACCGCAAGAAGACCAACCGCGUCUUUGACGAGGACCGCCAGGAGUGGAAGGACAAGUGGGGCAAGCGCGCGCGCGAGGAUCGCGAGAAGUACGACUGGCUGCGUGAGGUGAAGCCCGGCUACGUGGCUGCCGAGGCAGGCGGUGACCCGUUCCUCGAUGACCGCCGCACGAAGCAAGCCCGUCUAGAGAAGCAGAAGAAGAAAGAGGACCACAACAAGCGCCGCGCGGAGCACCUGAUGCAGUCGCAGGAGGAGGUGAAGCAUCUCUCCGCAGCGGCGCGCAACUUAGCCACGGCGUCGAACGGCAAGUUUGAGCAGGCGAAGAGGUUCAAGAAGAACACAAAGAAGAUGGCGUCGUAG
Leptomonas pyrrhocoris is the source of this 744-nucleotide messenger RNA. RefSeq names its product putative Ribosome biogenesis regulatory protein (RRS1). The record is from RefSeq and is a predicted model, not a curated record. The transcript has a single exon. The coding region runs from base 91 to 744 and encodes 217 amino acids. Lineage: Eukaryota; Euglenozoa; Kinetoplastea; Trypanosomatida; Trypanosomatidae. Gene Ontology annotation, biological process: ribosomal large subunit export from nucleus; ribosomal large subunit biogenesis; ribosome biogenesis. Gene Ontology annotation, cellular component: nucleus; preribosome, large subunit precursor; nucleolus. Gene Ontology annotation, molecular function: protein binding.